Manduca sexta (tobacco hornworm) is the source of this 648-nucleotide messenger RNA. Its product is annotated as calcium-independent phospholipase A2-gamma-like. The record is from RefSeq and is a predicted model, not a curated record. Gene Ontology annotation, cellular component: membrane. Gene Ontology annotation, biological process: arachidonate metabolic process. NCBI's taxonomy places the organism in Eukaryota, Metazoa, Arthropoda, Insecta, Lepidoptera, Sphingidae.
AUGACUGUGAAAACAAAAGUGAAAAGGAAGAAAAACCGGUCCACGGCACUCAGUGUGGGUUCCGAGGCGAAAGACAUUACAUUUGAAGGGUUCCUACAAGGUCUUAAACUCAAAACAGAUCUUCAUUUUGGCAAAAUAUCCGAGACAAGCUGGAAAUCUAAAAAACCUGUAGUUAACAAGAGUUCGAUCCAUUCGCGCACUGCGUACGUGAUAUCCGCCAUAGUGAGUGCCGAGACACUAGAGUGCCUCACCAAAAGAACUGAACAUUUUAUUGACCACCUCAAGCGGUAUCCGGAAGCUAGGGACUACGCUAUUAAGGAAGGUGCAGUGAGAGCUUUACUGGUGCACAACAGGCUCAAGGAUGACAAACCUGAGACACAACAGGCGAACGGGGUCGUCAAAGAAGCGCUGGCGCUGGUUGGAUACACGGGUCCUACCAAGGGUCCAGGGCCGAACAUCCUGUCGCUCGACGGCGGCGGCAUCAGAGGACUCAUCGCCAUAGAAAUACUCAGGCACUUGGAACGGCUGACCGGCCGCAAUGUGACGGAAAUGUUUGACUAUAUAAUUGGAGUCAGUACGGGCGCCAUUAUCGCUGCCGUUAUAGGUAUGUUUAUUAGUAUCACUCAAUGGGUCAGUAAAGACCCAUAA